AUGCGCCCGAUGCUCAAAUGCAGAUCAUUGGUGCCCGUGAGGUGCUGUUAUAACACUUUUGUUGCCAGGAGGCUUUUCGGGAGUUCACCUGUGGUAGGAAGCUCCAAAGCGGUGAAAUUUAUAAAGUCGCAGAGACGCAGACAGAAGAACGAGGCUAAACAGGCUAGUUUGCAUAUGGUUCUGGACAAUGUUGACCCUGUCUUUGGGAGACCUGAUACUCCCUUCAUAAACCGUAUUAUAGCGGAAAUUCGGGAGCCCUCUGUUCUUUCUCGUGGGUAUAAUACUACGGAGUUGGAUAAACUGCUCGCUGCAGUGGAACCUACUGAAAGAGAACAGAUUGGGCUUGCUGGGUUCAACGAGGAGACCUUCCCCCGAGAGGACAUAAGCGUUAUAGAAAAUAGGAGAGAGGCGAUAAUGAGAAUACUGAGUAUGAAAAACUCGAGCAAUAAAGAGAGAACGAAGCUGGCAUUGAAGCUGGCUCGUGAAGAGUUUCAGCGUUUCGAGGGGGACACUGGGUCCAGCGAAGUGCAAGCUGCAUGUCUGACUGUACGGAUUCUAAAUAUGGCACACCACGUUCAAGAACAUAAAAAAGAUAACGCCAACACGAGAAUUCUUAGAAUACUAGUGCAGCAGCGACAAGGUAUACUAAAAUACCUGAAGAAGGAUAAUGCUGAGCGCUACUACUGGACACUGGAGAAGCUCGGCUUGAACGAUGCAGCCAUAAUCAAUGAGUUCAACAUGGAUAGGAGAUACAUGCAAGAGUACAAAUUUUUCGGUGACAAGAUUCUGAUUAAAGACUCGAAGAAGGUUCUUGAACAGAAGCGGAAGGAUUUGAGAAAGCAGAAACAGGCACAGGCUUUUGAAUGA
This is a messenger RNA of Huiozyma naganishii CBS 8797, 867 nucleotides long. It is a transcript of the gene MRPS28, whose product is annotated as mitochondrial 37S ribosomal protein uS15m. Gene Ontology annotation, molecular function: structural constituent of ribosome. Bases 1 to 867 code for a protein of 288 amino acids. The transcript has a single exon. Gene Ontology annotation, biological process: translation. Gene Ontology annotation, cellular component: ribosome. Lineage: Eukaryota; Fungi; Ascomycota; Saccharomycetes; Saccharomycetales; Saccharomycetaceae. The record is from RefSeq and is a predicted model, not a curated record.